Molecule: messenger RNA, 524 nt
Organism: Leptinotarsa decemlineata (Colorado potato beetle)
Lineage: Eukaryota; Metazoa; Arthropoda; Insecta; Coleoptera; Chrysomelidae
Biological process (GO): sensory perception of smell; detection of chemical stimulus involved in sensory perception of smell
Cellular component (GO): plasma membrane
Molecular function (GO): odorant binding; olfactory receptor activity
Source: RefSeq, a predicted model, not a curated record
AACGAUGGUGAUGAGCAGAGCUACCGCUUUGGUUCUAUCAUUCACGGCCUACGGCUUGACUAUAUUCGUUUUUUCUGCUUAUUUCAUAAUGACGGAUGUGAGUCCCAGAAGUAACUUCCGAAUGUACUCCUUGAUAGUGACGUCUUGUUUUAUACUCUGGGCCUUUUGUGAAUAUUGUCAACGAGUGACAAACGAGUCGGAGAAGGUUUUUCACAACGCCUGUAGAUGUCCUUGGGAGCAAUUCAACAAUACCAACAGGCGAAUACUUUUGAUGCUACUUUCAAACUCUAUCAGCCCCGUUACGAUUUCUUGCCAUGGCGUCCUGGAUGCGAAUUAUCCACUGGCAGUUAAGUUUUUUCGAAUGGCUUAUGCUGCCCACACGCUGUUCACCAAUAUGAGUCAAAAUCGUUCCUGAAAUACUUAUAUUUCAUGUAGUUUUUAAUUGUUAGAAAUUUGAGACACAUUUUGAAACUUACACUAUUCUCACUAAAUAUUUUUUUUGCAAUAAAGUGCUUUGUACUCUU